AUGGAAUUGGUCAACUGGUCUCUCAACGCAAUUGACAGAAUUUUCUCGACGAGAAGCUUGGGUUCGGGGGAACCUGUCUGUCCUGAUGGAACGUUCGCCGCUGGCUACACGAUGGACUCGUGGGAGAGGUGGAGGGUCGUGUGCCUGGCGAUUCUUUCCGUUGAGGACAUCGAGGAUGUCUACAUAUUCGGAACCAUGAUAACAGGCUAUCUGCUGAUUGGAAUAGGCAUUGCCCUGGUGUAUCGGGAAAUUCGGGGGUCGGUGUCAGCAGUGAAAAUCUCCACGAAGCUGCCCGACAUGAUUGAGGGAGUGGGCAGAGCUGUUAGCACUCAGACUGCAAUUAUGAACCGCAACAACAUGGAAAACAUGGACAGAGCUAUUAGUGCUCAGAAUGUGGUCAUAGAUCGCAAGAUGGGAAUUAUCUUGGAGAAGCUUUCGGCUUUGCGUGGGCAAAGGGAUCGAUUUGAUCGAUUUGAAGACCAGAAUGGACAAAUAGACGGGAAAGUCCAACGCUAUUUCCGGGAGUUGGAAGAGAGGGAGAGAGAGUGGAGCCGUGAGGACCGGGCAGGAAGCAGAAAUGAAGACUCACGCAGAUCUGUAUGGAGGAUCAGUUCUUACUGUGUUCAGUCUGGAUCUGCACUGAGGGACUGUGUAUCAUCAUAUUCCUCUUCCUCCAUCCUGGAGCUCACCUGCUCAGACUCUGUCAGGCUGGUGAAUGGGACUAGUCUGUGUUCAGGCAGACUGGAGGUGAAGUCUGAGCAGUCGUGGUCCUCAGUGUGUGAAGCUGACUUUGACCAGCAGGAUGCAGAGGUGGUCUGUAGGGAGCUUGACUGUGGGACUCCUUCAGUCCUCCAGGGGGCGCUCUAUGGAGAAGUGGAGGCUCCAAUGUGGACCAAAGAGUUCCAGUGUGGAGGCCAUGAGUCUGCUCUCCUGGACUGUAGAAGAUCAGACUCAGCUAGAAGAACCUGCUCACCUGGUAAAGCUGUUGGACUCACCUGCUCACCAGAGCCUGUCAGGUUGGUGGGAGGAGCUAGUCGCUGUGCAGGUACACUGGAGGUGAAACGGGGAGAGUGGAGACCAGUGACUGACUAUGACUGGACCCUGAGUAACUCUGGCUGGACCCUGAAGGAAGCAGAUGUAAUAUGUAGAUAUUUGGACUGUGGCUCUGCUGUUACAACAGGAAGCAGAAAUGAAGAUUCAUACAGAUAUGUAUGGUGGAUCAGUUCUUACUGUCUUCAGUCUGGAUCUGCACUGAGGGACUGUGUAUCAUCAUAUUCCUCUUCCUCCAUCGUGGAGCUCACCUGUUCAGGUAAGUCCAUCAUGAUGCAGAUCUGUGUUGUCAUGUCUCUCCAGGCCAGCAGGGGGCAGAAGUCAGACCCACAGGAGAACAUUGAGCUGGAUUAUAUUAACCUGGGUGUUUCCAGAGCUGAAGGAGAGCCGGCUGAAGAGGAAGGAGCUCAAGGAGCAGAGUAG
Scomber japonicus (chub mackerel) is the source of this 1473-nucleotide messenger RNA. Its product is annotated as scavenger receptor cysteine-rich type 1 protein M130-like. Gene Ontology annotation, cellular component: membrane. The record is from RefSeq and is a predicted model, not a curated record. The coding region runs from base 1 to 1473 and encodes 490 amino acids. NCBI's taxonomy places the organism in Eukaryota, Metazoa, Chordata, Actinopteri, Scombriformes, Scombridae. The transcript is spliced from 6 exons.